AAUGCCAGAAGUAGACGAUUAUUUUAAAGAAUUUAAUAUAAAUGAUUGGAGUUAUGAUGGAUUUCUCAAAUUCUUGACAAUUGAAAAAUGUAGAGAAGAAAUUUGGAUAGAUUCCUUGAUAGCGAUUAGUAAAAAUAAUAAAUAUCCAGUAAGAUGCCGUAAAAAAGCGAACCAUAUUUCAAAUGACUAUUCUCCUGUGAUUGUUGUCAUUCCUUCUAAGCAAAGCAUUAUUAUCUUCAACAUAUAG
Molecule: messenger RNA, 247 nt
Organism: Scutellospora calospora
Lineage: Eukaryota; Fungi; Glomeromycota; Glomeromycetes; Diversisporales; Gigasporaceae
Source: the annotation of a GenBank genome assembly